AUGAUGAUGCUGCUGCAGGGCGGAGUUCAGGUUCAGAGGGGAGGGGGCGAGCGAGCAGGAGGGCUGCACAGCCGACAGUUUGAUCAUCUUCAGAAGGAGGAUUCAGGACUGAUCCCAGACCUGAGACCCGGGUUUGAGGGGUCCUCUGAGGAGACCUCCACCUCUGCAGGUACGAUCAUCGGUGACCACAGUGAAACUGAGAGUAAAAAAAAACACACGAAUCAUUUUAGAAAUGAAACGGCGGUCAGAGAGAAUCAGGAAAAGGAUCUCAGAUAUCACCACAGAUCCAGUAUUGAUCAUCUCCAUCACUGAUUGGACCUUUUUGCUGAUCAGCUGUGACGAAUAAGAACAAGAUCUCACAUCCAAGUGCCUUAAAGCUGCAGUUUCUUCUGUCUGACCAGCAGGGGGCGACUCCUCUGCCCGAUGGAUGAUCAAACUUGUUGUGCAGCUCUGCCUGAGGACUGUUUUGAUUGGAGCGUGGAGGUUUCACCUGAGCUCCUCACCUGGACUGAUGAUGAAGGAGUGA
Messenger RNA from Xyrichtys novacula (pearly razorfish), 526 nucleotides. NCBI's taxonomy places the organism in Eukaryota, Metazoa, Chordata, Actinopteri, Labriformes, Labridae. The record is from the annotation of a GenBank genome assembly.